CGAAUCCAUCCAUUAUAAUAACAACAACAUAUAAUAUAUGCACAUAAACAUUGACUCCACAAGUCUUUCACUCAAUCUAAUAACCAUGGCUAAUCUCAUCUUCUCCAAGCAACCAUAUCCAUUUUUCCCGACCACCAAUCUCCGAACAUGCCGACCACCUCAUUCUCCCCGGCGCAGUUCAUCGACGACGCCCUCUUCUGCACAACCCAAAACGCCCUUUCUUACACCCACCACAAAUGGACCAUCCGCCACCACCUCAUUUCCCUCUUCCAUAACUUCCCUUUCCUCCGCCCCUCCCUCGCCACCUUCACCCACAACGACGGCGCCGCCGUCAAGCUCCUCGCAGCCUCCGGCUCCCUCCCCGUCGCCGCCUCCGCCGCCGCCGUCCCCAUCACCAUCUGGGUCCACGAGCUCUACCCACACGCACGCCCUAUUGUAUAUGUCGACACGCCCGUGUUGCAUUCCAUCCAUGACUCCCACCCCUUCGUCGACCGGUCUGGCAAUACGACAUCGUCUUACCUCGUUAACUGGCGACACGACAGGUCCAAUCUGACGGACCUCGUUCGCAGCCUGAUCACCCUGUUUAAUCUCAGCCAUCCGUUUUGCCACGGUGGCCUCGGCCUCCGUUUCCGCCGUCCGCCGCCGACACUGUCGAAGACGGAGGCCUUGGACCGGCUGACCUGCUCGGUUUACUACGAUCUACGCGCCGCCGCGGCGGCGAGUGAGGUGGAGAUCCGGCGGCUGGCGGCAGUCCAGGUGGAGCUCCGGGAUCGGGCCGCCGUGGCAGAGGCGGUGAUUGGCGAGCUCGCCGGAGAGCGGCGGGCGCUGGAGGAGAGGGUGGAGAUGAUGUGUGAGGAAUCCGAUAGGGUUUUGAAUUGGGUGGGGACGUACGGCGGCGCGUGGGUUUCCGACAUUGAUGAGGUGUUUGAAGGUCUGGAGGAGGCGGCGGAGGCCGUGGCGGAGUGGAGGGCGGCGGAGGAUGUGGUGUAUGCGUUGGAGAAGGCGGUGGAGAAUGGAGUUUUGGGGAUUGGAGAGUUUCUGAAGCAGGUGAGAAUUUUGGGGCGACAGCAGUUCUUGUUAAUGGACAAGAUUCUCAGGGUUAAAAGUGACGGUAAAUCUGUGUUCGAAUGAUCAGACGGCGUCGUUUCGUGUCUGUGUGUAAAAAUAAUACGCGAUCGGCCAUCGUCAUGUUUGUUUGGGUGUUUUGAGUUUGGAUGGGGAUUUAAAUACUAGAAAUUUUGAAUAUGAAUAAGUGUUAGAUG
This is a messenger RNA of Andrographis paniculata, 1262 nucleotides long. RefSeq names its product protein ELC-like. Lineage: Eukaryota; Viridiplantae; Streptophyta; Magnoliopsida; Lamiales; Acanthaceae. The record is from RefSeq and is a predicted model, not a curated record. Gene Ontology annotation, molecular function: ubiquitin binding. Gene Ontology annotation, biological process: protein transport; protein modification process; endosome to lysosome transport. The transcript has a single exon. The coding region runs from base 148 to 1131 and encodes 327 amino acids. Gene Ontology annotation, cellular component: ESCRT I complex.